This is a messenger RNA of Cavia porcellus (domestic guinea pig), 8889 nucleotides long. RefSeq names its product KAT8 regulatory NSL complex subunit 1 like (gene Kansl1l). The transcript is spliced from 14 exons. The record is from RefSeq and is a predicted model, not a curated record. Lineage: Eukaryota; Metazoa; Chordata; Mammalia; Rodentia; Caviidae. Gene Ontology annotation, cellular component: NSL complex. Gene Ontology annotation, molecular function: histone acetyltransferase binding. The coding region runs from base 1 to 2961 and encodes 986 amino acids.
AUGACCCCAGCUCUGAGGGAAGCAACAGCAAAGGGUCUCUGCUUUUCAGCUUUGCCAAGUGCCAUGGAGUCUGACAAGAUGCUGUGCAUGGAGAGUGCGAGAACUAUAGAUGAAAAUCUGAAGGGAGACGCUUUCUCUCAGUUGCUGGGAUUUCCAACUCCGGAACCCACUCUUAACACUAAUUUUGUGAAUCUAAAACAUUUUGGCUCUCCCCAGCCUUCAAAACAUUAUCAGACAGUUCUUCUAAUGAGUUCUAAUUCUACUUUAAAUAAAUACAAUGAAAAUUAUAAACAAAAGAAGUCAGGGGAACCCAACUGCAAUAAGCUGAGGAGCAUCCUGCGUAACGGCAGCAAUAUUCAGCUCAGUACAGUGUGCCAUUCGCGUUCUGAAGAGUUCAUUAAGAAGGAACCUCUGUCAGAUCCAAGCCAGUGCAUGAAAGAUACACAGGUCAUUCUGGAGUCAAAUCUGAUUAAAGAUACCAGUGCAGAUACCAAAGCACAACUGCAAAACUGUAAACAGUUCCAAAAGAACGCCCUUUUGGAUAAAGUUACUGAUGCUGAUGUUAAAAAGAGUUUAUUGUACUGUGCUCAAAAGAAACCUGGACCUGGCCUCUCCAAUGUGCCUAAUAGUUCCUCAGCUGCUGUGAAAGAGGAGGAGGUGAAUGCACGUUUACUUCACUGUGUAAGCAAACAGAAAAUUUUACUGAGCCAGGCGAGAAGAACUCGGAAGCACUUGCAGAUGCUCCUGGCAAAGCACGUUGUUGAGCACUAUGGUCAGCAGAUGAAAUUUUCUAUGAAGCAUCAGCUGCCCCAAACGAAAAGUUUUCACGAACCUACCUCGGUUUUGGAUCACAGUUUAUCUAAGUGCACCGAAGUUAAGCCAGAGGUCAACGUACUGACUGCAGAGAAUAAACUGUGCGUUGAUACACAGAAUGGCUUUGCUCGGUGCACGGCUGCAGAGAUCCAGAAAUUCGCACUGUCUGCAGCAGGGCUGCUGUCGCACGUCGAAGAGGGUCUGGAUUCUGAUGCAACUGACAGCAGCUCUGAGGAUGAUGCGGAUGAAUUUGCCAUUAGAAGAAACGUGUCCGUUGACUGCAGUACUGAAUGGAAGUGGCUGGUAGACCGGGCAAGAGUUGGCAGCCGAUGGACGUGGCUUCAAGCCCAGAUUUCAGAGCUAGAAUACAAAAUCCAACAAUUAACAGAUAUCCACAGGCAGAUUCGUGCUUCGAAGGGGAUAGUGAUCCUAGAAGAAAGUCAGCUUCCAAAAGAUAUUUUGAAAAAACAAAUACAGUUUGCAGAGCAAGCAGCUUCCCUAAGCACUACAGAGAAUCUUCAGGUUUCCCAGAGGAGUCAAGAGCCUUUGCCAGAGCAAGAUUUUGAAAUGUCACCAAGCAGUCCAACACUUCUCCUUCGAAACAUAGAAAAACAGAGCGCACAGCUGACGGAGAUCAUCAACAGUUUGAUUGCACCUCUCAACCUAUCUCCAACUUCAUCACCCCUCUCCUCCAAAUCCUGCAGCCAUAAGUGUCUCACUAAUGGCAUUUCCAGAAGCUCUUCAGAAAAUUUAGAAGAAUUCUCUUCAUCCAGUAGCUGGUUAGUUAAUCAGAAGCACAGUAAAAAAAGGAGAAAAGACAGGAUAAGACUGAAAUCUCCAUCUCUGACUCUAAGUACGGCAGCCCGAACAAGACCCCUUCAGAGUUUCCAAAAACGAAAACUCUACAGAUUGAGCCCCACUUUCUAUUGGGCUCCUCAGAUUUUGCAUUCAAAAGAAACAUCAUUUUUAAAUCCUACAAAAAUGCCUUGCCUGCAGUCAGCCCCCACCGGGACCCACUGUGAACACAGUUCAAAGGUGCAGAAUCUACGAGAGCAUGUUUCCGACCUAGAUUCCUCUUUCCAUUCAGUUCUUUCACUGCCAUCAGAUGUGCCUCUUCAUUUUCACCUUGAAACAUUAUUUAAAAACAAUGAAAUGAGAGGAGACCUUGCUGCAAAUCAAAUUGUAGGCGACUGUAUCUUGUCACCAUCACCUGUACACAGCACUUCCUUGAAUCAGUGGAGAAAAGGAUAUUCGUCUAUGUGUAAGCCUCAAAUAAGGUCAGAAUCUUCUGUACAGCUGUUACAGGCAAGAAAGAAAAGACAUUUGAGUGAAACAGCAGUAGGAGAAAGGGAUAGAUUUGAGGAAUUUGCUUUCCAACACACAGAACCAGGAUCCCAUUGCAAUUUUUCUGCUGUCUCUAAUUUCCAUGUUAUAUCAAGAACCCAGAAUUCAUCAUCACAAAGUACUGCACGACGGAGGUUAAGAAGUGAAAGCUCUUAUGACAUAGAUAACAUUGUGAUUCCUAUGUCAUUAGUAGCCCCUGCUAAAUUAGAAAAACUCCAGUAUAAAGAAAUACUGACUCCAAGCUGGAGGAUGGCUGUUCUUCAGCCUCUGGACGAAUGUAACUUAGGUGAAGAGGUAGAAGAUCUUUCUGAUGAUGUGUUUUCUCUAAGACACAAAAUAUAUGAAGAGAGAGAGCAAACCAGGUGGUCACUGUGGGAACAAAGCAAGUGGCACAGGAGAAAUAGCAGAGCUUACAGCAAAAAUGUGGAUGGACCAGAGAUGCUUGUGAAGGAAGCCGCAAAUGACCCCGGUGGCAGUCAGCACCGUGCUGCCCAGAGUCCCCCUGAGCCGGCCCCAGCAUGCCAGGACACCAGUGCACAGGGCUCACCCUCAGGCGACAGCCCAGAAAUCAAGUCUCUGUGGUGGGAAAGACGGGCUUUUCCGCUGAAGGAUGAAGACCAGGUGGCCUUACCCGGCCACGGUGAAGGACAGGAGCAUCCCGGGAGGCCGAGAGCCGCCUUCCGCGGUGAUGUCUCUGGUACCAGUGCACCAGAGAGCGGGCACCAGGCGACCAGCCAGCUCGACGCGAUGCCAGAAUACUCAGCCUUCGGUCUAGGACUUUCUCAGGUUAAAAAUAACAGGUGACAGGGAACAGGUAAAGAAAAGGAUGUCAACGAAGAGAAGACAGACGCAGACACGAGCUGUGUCCUGGACCUUCCACGCCCUUUCGCCCAAUUCAAGAGUAAGAACGGACUGCACGUUUUCAUCAGUUAGGCAGUCUGUGAAACAGGCGAGAGAAGCCUCUUUGCUUCUCAGAGCGCAGAAGUAGCUGGCUUUCCACCUCUCGGCAAAUGCUCAUCAUAUGAACUAUAAGCACCAAUAUAUUAACUGCUGCAAUCUGAUGUCCAGUCACAUUACUGGGUAUUAGUAAGACGCUACACCCCCAUACCCAGACAGACACACACACCCCUGACAUCAAAUGACGAUUCCGCUUUCUAUUCCUAUGACAAUUCAAUGAAAUUCCCUGGGAUACAUAUUGGAAUGUAUACACACACGUCACACGCCUAGACUGAAAACGGCACCAGCAGUGACCCAUUCCACUAGGAAACCCACACAGGGAGCACCUAUGAAUGGAAGCUGCGACACACAACGCAGGUCUGCAACAAGGAGAGACAUCUAAGUCUAGAUGAUGGAGGAGUACUUUUGGCUUUUUAUUUGUGAAGUUUGUUUAAACAACAAAAGUUACUUGAGGAAACUCUAGCAGAUAACAACACAGUCAUCUAUUUAAGUGCUGGUAUCUGCAGGACUAACCACAGGGUACUGUUUACUCAUAAUGGAGUUAGGAUAGGCAAACCAGAGUUAAGUAUCAGUGUGAUUUUAAACUGUUACAUCUUUGAAAACUCAUUUUGCCUACAUUAUUUUAUGUAUCACAUGAAGAAAAAUCAACUUAAAACAUGUGGCACAAACAGUAAAGCCCUUCGUAACUUUUUUUAAUGGUUGUAAUUCUGGCUCCUUCGGCCCUAUAUCGCUGUAACUAUGGAAAUAAAACUCUACUCUUACCUGCAUCCCAUGCAUUAAAAUGUUCAAAGGACAGUACUUCAGUAUCAGAAACUCAGGAGCAUACAUUAAGGAAGAUCUCUUCUGAAUCGGUAAAGCUGGUUUUUUUUCUGUGACAGUUGAGAACAAUCUGUGUGUAUCCACAUAACUGAAAACUCUGGCCACCUGGCCUAGUCUAUGGGACUUAGCAGUAAGUUUUUUUUCAGGACUGGAAAUUAUUCCAUUCCCUUUGAAGGAAACAAACAUUGCAAUUCAAUACUGACAAACUUGUGCUUGUAGUUUUACUAUACAUUUAUUUUUAAAGAGAAAGAAAACAAAAGCCAGACAAACCCAGGUUGUCCUGGUAAAUAAAUUUAAAUCUUCGUCAUGUCUAAUAUUAUAUAAUCUAUGUAAGAUUUUUAAUUAAAGUUAUUUCUAUAUGCCUUGUGUGACAGAAUUAAAUGCUACCUAUUCAUGGCAUGACCUCCUUCUAAGUCAAAAUUAAAACAAUAGUAACAAAUUUUUAUUCACAGUGUAAGAAAAAACCUAACUUCUAUUCCAAGCACAAGUAUUAAUGCAAAUAUUCUGAGUCUUACUUCUCGAGAAAUGUAAUACUGGUCCUGUUACUUCUUGCCACAUUUAUCAUACAGUAAGAGUGUUCACAAAACUCUGGCACCUCUCUGCCUAGCUGGUCUAUCUUGGAAUAAAAUAUAUAUUCUUGGGUCAGGAUCCAUAGUUCCAGAACAUUCUCAGCCACCUGAUGCUGCUACAGGGUACGGUCAGACUGAAAAUGUUAAAUGAAAGAAGCUUCUUUUGUCUAACCCACCUCCUGGAAGCUCUAGUUGUUAAAAAAAGGGAAGACCAAAAACCCUAGGAUCUGCCAUACUAGGUCCUUCCCAUGGUGCCACCCUAUUUACUUUCAUUUUUAAAAUGGAACAAAAAUACCUGUCCUACCACUUAGGGGAAUAAUCUGUAGGUUUAAUGAAAUCAUAUAAAAACUUUAUGGUCGACCAAACAAACGUAUGGAAUGUCAGCCACUUUAUGUGGAGUAACUUCUAAGUUCUACAAAUACUACUGGAGGCUUCCCAUUCCUCUUCAGGCCCUUGACACAUCCUGCAUGGUUUUUAGUUACAGUAUGCUCAACACUCCAGCGAGUUAAAAGUGCAGAAGGAUGGGUGACUUGCCAAGGGCAGCAGAAAGGGACAGAUUCAGAAUCUACUCAACACAAUGGAAAUUCCAAAGGAAAGCUUUACUUUUCCUUUCCACACAGAGCUAACAAACACAGCAGCAGCAUCCGGCGCCCUUAGGAUGGUGGGUGAGAUUAAGAAAUCACGGAAUAACUAACCAGCUUUGGCAGUAUGAAUACUAUGGUAAAAUCCACGCUUGCAUUUUACAGUCCUUUACAAUCCUUACACUGCUUUUAUCGUUUUUAAUGAGUUGAGUAUAAGAAGGUCAGAAGUGAAAACUGAUUCAUGCAAGAUGUACAGUCUGCCACCCACUCAAGCUUCUAGGUUUUAGUUCCACUGUACUCUUAUUAUCAGGCUUAUAAACCAAUCAGAAAUAAUAUGAACUAGGAAAAACAAAGACUGGUUUCAAGAACAGCUGGAAAAUAAAACAUUCUUUUCAAAAAUACAGAAAAAAUUUUUUCAUAGUAGCUAACAUGCCCUUUGUAGGCAUUAAGACAUAGUUCUGUUUGUAACCUUAUCAGUCAUGUUUUCACACUAUAAAAAUCAAUUCUUCCAUAAAAACGGCAUUUCACACUCAUCUUUAAAUUUCGUGGCUAAAAUGUGGUUAAGGUUCUGUACCCAGCUUUGAGUCGCUGGAGUAGCUGCUCAGAGACGCAGCGCUGCCUCAGCUGCAGGGGGUCGGGGAGUCUACGUGCCUGUCCUCCAGGGAAAGGGUUUCACGACACACACGCUGGACUCCCUGCGGUCUCAUCGGUCAAGGGAGCGUUUCUGAGCAGCCUCUGAGCACACGUUUCUUAGUAAGUUGAUCACAGACCGGGGGUCCUCACUCCGCAUGAUGGCGCUGCCGGACACAAUCAUGUUAGCUCCCGCCUGGAAGAAGUGAACAUGGUUACGGCUUUCAGGAGGGCCUGCAGCAGCUCUCCACGACAGUUUCUGUCGCCGCCUCCACAGCCGCGUUGAGAUGGGUGCACCUUAGUAAGGUAGGAAGUUCAAAUGCUCAAGGACGACAAUAUAAAUGUGUUUAAGAAAAAAAAAAUCACUGUCUCUCAGGUUAGACUGACUCAAACUAUGCAGUAUCUUUGCUAAUAUUUAAAUAAGGCUUUAAACCCUCUCAGAGUUUCCCCCAAUGUAUACCAAAGCUCCUACAGAUACUAAGAGCUAUUACUAAUCUCUGAAUUCAUUACGUGAAUUUGUGGAUACUCUGAAAGGACAAUUAUGGUGAACAUGUGAAACUAUCCGUAAGUUAAUGGUAACAUUAAAUUUAAAUAACCUCAUUUUGUGUCAGGAAGAAUGGAAUAUUUAUGCCUCCUUAGCAUUCCAGAAUGCCAGAAAGAUUUUCAAGAUAGUAUUUUAGAAGCAAAGAAAUAAAAAUGAAGAAAACGCAAACAAACCACCUCUUAAGUUUAGUUCUUAAGAUCUGACUUGAAAGUAUUCCAAUCUGUUUAGCAAUUCAUUGCAAGAAAGGGCAGGAGGAAAACCACAGAGAAAACUCUAUCAGUGAGACCCUGCCAUAUGACAAUAGUGAGGUCUCCAACGUUCCUUAUAGAAAUCACAAAAGUAUGGCACAGAUAACACUUCACACGCCUCUUCAUUGGAACAGGAAUAGCAUAACAGUUUAACAGACAGCAAUCUAUGAGGGACAAAUGAAUAAAUAUUCAAAAGCAUCUGGGUGGUAUGCUCCUCCAUAAAACAUCUAUUGCUGUCAAUUUUUUUUUUUUUUUUUGUCUUUUUGAGGCAGGUUCUCCCUAUGCAGUUCAGGCUGGUCUCGAACUCGCAAUGACCCUCCUGCCUCGGCUGAGUGCUGGGAUUACAGGAGUACACCACCAUCCUUGGCCUGCUGUCAAGUUUUGACAGGUAUGUACCAAGGAGAAAAGCGUGGCUAUCAGAGCAGAAACCAGAAGUGCAGACACACUCCCCUGCUGAAUAAAAGUGAGCCAUGUAGAUAGGCGUUGACGGUGUACUCCUGGCACUCAGCAAGCAGAGGAGUGACUCACAAGUUCUGGCCAGCCUAGACUUCACAGAGAGGUCUCAGAGAAGCUUGUACCACCCCACCCCAAAGCAAGCAGGCAGCGUAAGCAGUAAUUCCCUACAGUGGCAUUCCAGGCCUCACAUCCUCUUAGCUACGUGAAAACAGAACAAACGCUUGUCACUGCUACAGGGUCAAACGGACAUCAGGCAGACUUUCAUCAAAAGCUGUUCAGCUCUUACAAGUGACAAAUAGGUGACACUUCUAAAAACCAGUAUGAUAAUUAGGUCAACUAAAUUUCCUUAGACAGUAAAAAGCAAUGAAAGAUAUCGUUCCUUUCCCUCAUCUGGAAGAUUUCUCACUCAAGGCCUUGCAGCCAGAGAGCUGGCAUUUGAUACCUUUUUUCUCCAUUAAUGAACAUUACUGAAAUAAUUUUCUACUUAACAAUUUUAUGUUAUUUUAGAAAUUCACUUAUUGUUCUGUUUUCCUAGUUUUACAUUUGGACAAGAGCAUCAACAACCACAAAGCACUUUCCCAAGAAAGAAAGUCAAUCCAGGAAACACAGGAGAACUGUCUAGGGCCACCCAACAGUGACAGCAAGGGUGCAGUCAUAGUCAAGGUCACCCGGUGGUGUCACUCACCUCUGCACACUUAUGGACAGUGUCAGGACCCACGCCACCAUCCACCUCUAUGUCCAGGGACGGAAACUGGGUCCUCAGCCAGUGGACCUAGACACAUUGAACAAGUAAGUGACUCCUGAGCAGGAAUGUGGGGAAAAAACAGCCCUGACAGACAAAAAAUCAAAUAGGUCAUUAGCUAGCCCCUAAAACGCCAACCCUCUCAAAUAAAGACAUUAUCUGUAAAAAAAUAAAUAAAUAAAAUAAAUAAUAAUAAUGAGGAACACAUGCUUUUUAAUGUACAGAAAUGAACUUUAUAAAAGGAAGUUUUCUGCUUGACAAACGAUGUUCAAUUUGCCAUGGUUUUGCAGAGCCUAGAUUUUUAUGGAAACAAAACAAGCAAACCAUUGAUACUCAGUGAAAACCCCAAGAUAUCCCAAAGUAUCUAGAGGCCACAGAGAUAAAGGUUUCAAAAGGAAAUAGGUAGGCAUAUAACAGCAGUGCUCCAUUCAAACCCUAGAUGUCACUGGCUGCUCACACUGUACUAGAAUGAAGUAGGCACCCUGUCCCAGUGUAACAUAAACCACCCUCUCUAUAUACACUAUGCGAAUAAACACACAAGCUACUAAAUCCUUCUGUUACCUUUGGCAUCAUGUCCUCCAUGAAUUUCUGUCCUCCAAACCCAGGUUCCACUGUCAUGACCAAGGCCAUAUCGAUUUGAUUAGCCCAUGGUGCCAAAUACUCAACCGUAGUUCCAGGUUUGAUGGCAAGGCCAACCUGUGACAGAGAUAAAGGUGCUACUUCACACAAACAAUCAUUUCCCUGUGUUACAGGGGCAUCGCAGACCUAGCAGGAAUAUAGAUUCGUAUUUUUUAAAAAAUGGAAUUAUUCAGAACAUUACGUAAGUCUUUUUUCUUUUUAAAUCAGUAUUUCGGCUAUCAAAUAUAAAUGGCUCCAAACAGCAGUAACCUGCAGAAACAAUUAACAGAAUAUACACAUCCUAUCUGACAAACAACUUACACUUCAUCUCCAGCUUCACAGCUAAAGAACUGCUGUGUAAGUUAGGUCUUCUUUACCUGCCGGUUCCCAUGUUCCACCAAAUCGACUGCCAUCGCGGACCUCUUACCUUCAUCCCGUUCUCCCGGAUGUCUUUGAUCAAAGCCCCGGGGUUGUCGGUGGCCUCGAGAUGAAAGGUGUAUUGAUUGGCUCCCGCGACGGCCAUUGGCUUCACCCACUGCUCGGGCCUGGCCACCAUCAUGUGCAUGUC